This is a messenger RNA of Pseudopodoces humilis (Tibetan ground-tit), 2046 nucleotides long. The record is from RefSeq and is a predicted model, not a curated record. Lineage: Eukaryota; Metazoa; Chordata; Aves; Passeriformes; Paridae.
AUGCCGAAUGUGCCACUCCGGGCCUUCCCAAGGGAAUCAUCCCCGCGGUAUCCCGGGAUGUUCGGCAUCCUCAAACCCCUGCAAUUCCCGGCCUUCCCAAGGGAAUCAUCCCCGCGGUAUCCCGGGAUGUUCGGCAUCCUCAAACCCCUGCAAUUCCCGGCCUUCCCAAGGGAAUCAUCCCCGCGGUAUCCCGGGAUGUUCGGCAUCCUCAAACCCCUGCAAUUCCCGGCCUUCCCAAGGGAAUCAUCCCCGCGGUAUCCCGGGAUGUUCGGCAUCCUCAAAUCCCUGCAAAGGCCGCAGCCGCCGUCGCGCCCGAUCCGCUCCCGGUACGCACGGUCCUGUGCCUUCCGCCCCGGCUCCCCCCGGCCCGCGGGGCUCCCCCGGGCUCCCCGAGCUCCGGGCGGCUCCGGGGGCUCCUCCGGCCUCCGGGUCCCGGCGGGGCCUGCCCGGGAGCGUCGAGGCUGCGGCCGGGGCCGCGCGCUCCGGAGCCCGGCGCGCCCGGUCCCAGCGCGCACGGCCCCGGGGGCGGCCCCGCGGCUCCAGGGCCUGCCCGGAGCCCCCCGGGUGCCGCUCCCCGCCCGGGCCCGAGGACAGGGGCCCGGGGACGGACCCGGUGCUCCCGCCCGGGUGCCGAGCCCCGCUGCCCGCGGCCCCCUCCCCGCGUUACGCACGGGGCUCGCCGGGCCCGGGGGCUCCGCCGGGGAUCCCCCGCGGCCGGGGAGGAGCUGGGGGAGUCCCGGGCGGCCGGGGCGGAGCGGGGGGAUCCGGGCCCGGGUGCCAGCGCUCCCCGCGCCGCCGGGAGCCCGAGCCCGAGCGCGGGGGCCCAGAGGGGUGAACCAGCUCGGGGGGCUCUUCCUGAACGGCCGCCCCCUCCCCACGUGCAAGAGGCAGAGAAUCAUCGCGCUGGCGGCGAGCGGCGCCCGCAGCUCCGACAUCUCCCGCAGCCUCAAGGUGUCCAACGGCUGCGUCAGUAAAAUCCUGCGCCGCUAUUACCGGACGGGGGCCGUGGGGCCCAAGGCUGCGGGGGGCAGCAAGCCCCCCAUGGCCACCCCCGCCCUGGUGGCCCGGAUCGCGCGGCUGAAGCUGGAGCGGCCCGGGAUCUUCGCCUGGGAGAUCCGGCGGCAGCUGCACGCCGAGGGAACCUGCGCCAGCGGCCGCGUCCCCAGCGUCUCCUCCAUCAACCGCGUGCUCAGGACCCUGCCCAGCGACCUCCGGCUGGCGGCCGAGCCCCGGGACCCGCGGCCACGGCGUGAGCCUCGCCCCAAAGCCCGGACCCCUCCCGACCCCUCCCGGCCCCUCCGGGCAGCCCCCGGCACCGGCUCCGCCUCCAGCCCCCGCCCUCCCGUGCCCGCAGCGUCCCCCCCGGUCCCGGGCAGCCCCCGGGAGGGGAGCGGGAGCAGGAACGGGAGCAGGAGCAGGAGCGGGAGCAGGAGCAGGACCGUGUUCUCCCGGCAGCAGGCGGAGGCUCUGGAGAGAGAGUUCCAGCGGGGACAGUACCCGGACACCGCCACCCGCGAGAGCCUGGCCGCGGCCACCCGGCUCCCGGACAGCACCGUCAGGGUUUGGUUCUCCAACCGCCGAGCCAAGUGGCGCCGGGAGAACGAGCAGCAGCAGCCGGAGCCCGGCGGCGCAGGCUCCUGGUGCCACUGGACCCCGGCCGCUCUCGGUGCCGCGGCCGCCCGGGUAGGACACGGCCGGUCCCGGCUGCUGGGGACGCCCCGGCACCCGCUGGAGCCCCGGACCCUCUGCCGGAGGUCCCGGAGCACCCCAGGGAUGACCUGUGACCCUCUGGUCCCCCCGCAGCCCCUCCCGGACCCCCCCUCGGGCUCUGCGCGGCCCCUCCGCGGCCUCGCCCCGCACCCGCGGCCCCCGGCCCCGCUGCACCUCUGCGCCUCCGGCCCCUGCGCCUGGGACGAGGCUUGCUGCGGUUCGGUUCCCGGUGGGAGCCCCGCUCCAUCGCCCUGGCAGCCCCUGGAGAGCCUCCCCCUGGCCCUGCUGCCCCCCGGGCUCACCCCGCUGCCAGCCUGGGGCCCGGAGCCUCUCUGA